AUGGCACUGCCCCGGGCAGACCGGGAGAUGCUGCAUGUGCUGUGGAAGAAGCUGGGUGACAUCGGUGUCUAUGCGGCCGAAGCCUUGGAAAGGACCUUCCUAUCCUUCCCAUCCACCAAGACCUACUUCCGGCAUUUUGACCUGAGUCGAGGCUCCUUCCAGAUUAGCCAUGGCCGGAAGGUGGGGGAUGCCCUCACCCUAGCGGUUCAUAACCUGGACAACCUGCCUAACACACUAUCUGCCCUGAGCGACCUGCACACGCGCAAGUUGAGCGUGGACCCUGCCUGUUUCCAGCUCCUGGGCCACUGCCUGCUGGUGACCCUCCCCCGGCACUACCCUGGAGACCAGCCCUGCCCCUGCAGGCCUUGCUAGACAAGUUAACCUCCUG
Molecule: messenger RNA, 388 nt
Organism: Perognathus longimembris pacificus (Pacific pocket mouse)
Lineage: Eukaryota; Metazoa; Chordata; Mammalia; Rodentia; Heteromyidae
Product: hemoglobin subunit theta-1-like
Biological process (GO): hydrogen peroxide catabolic process; oxygen transport
Cellular component (GO): hemoglobin complex; haptoglobin-hemoglobin complex; blood microparticle
Molecular function (GO): oxygen binding; organic acid binding; haptoglobin binding
Source: RefSeq, a predicted model, not a curated record